Messenger RNA from Lemur catta (Ring-tailed lemur), 3110 nucleotides. RefSeq names its product zinc metallopeptidase STE24 (gene ZMPSTE24). The transcript has 10 exons. The coding region runs from base 217 to 1644 and encodes 475 amino acids. The record is from RefSeq and is a predicted model, not a curated record. Gene Ontology annotation, biological process: CAAX-box protein processing. Gene Ontology annotation, molecular function: metalloendopeptidase activity. Lineage: Eukaryota; Metazoa; Chordata; Mammalia; Primates; Lemuridae. Gene Ontology annotation, cellular component: endoplasmic reticulum membrane.
CUUUGCCCGCUGAAGCUAGGAGGCACGCGGGGAGUCGGCAAGGGGAAGAGUGUUUGUGUGACACUGCCGGCGGCGCGGAGAGGGUGGGAUGGGGGCGGGUGUUGGUGUAGGGACACACGGAAGGGACGGAUAUCGCUGUGACACCUCAGGGACGCUCUGAGGGGACGGAUGUGUGGUACGGGUGCACGCUGAAGGAGCCGGCGGAACCGGGUGGCCAUGGGGAUGUGGGCAUCGCUGGACGCGAUGUGGGAGAUGCCGGCCGAGAAGCGCAUCUUCGGGGCCGUGCUGCUUUUCUCCUGGACAGUGUAUCUUUGGGAGACCUUCCUAGCGCAGCGGCAGAGAAGGAUAUAUAAAACAACAACUCAUGUACCACCGGAGUUAGGACAGAUCAUGGAUUCCGAAACAUUUGAGAAAUCUCGACUAUAUCAACUGGAUAAAAGUACUUUCAGCUUCUGGUCAGGACUUUAUUCUGAAAUUGAAGGCACUCUUAUUCUUCUCUUUGGAGGAAUACCUUAUCUCUGGAGACUUUCUGGACGGUUCUGUGGUUAUGCUGGCUUUGGAUCUGAAUAUGAGAUCACUCAGUCCUUGGUGUUUCUGCUAUUGGCUACACUUUUCAGUGCAUUGACUGGUUUGCCGUGGAGUCUUUAUAAUACUUUUGUGAUAGAAGAAAAGCAUGGUUUCAAUCAACAGACCUUGGGAUUCUUCAUGAAAGAUGCAAUCAAGAAAUUUAUUGUGACUCAGUGUAUUUUAUUGCCGGUGUCUUCACUUCUACUUUACAUUAUUAAAAUUGGGGGUGACUAUUUUUUUAUUUAUGCCUGGCUGUUCACAUUAGUUGUAUCUCUGGUUCUUGUCACAAUCUAUGCUGAUUAUAUUGCCCCUUUAUUUGACAAAUUCACACCUCUGCCUGAGGGAAAGCUUAAACAAGAAAUUGAAGUAAUGGCAAAGAGUAUUGACUUUCCUUUGACUAAGGUGUAUGUUGUUGAAGGAUCUAAACGCUCUUCCCACAGCAAUGCUUAUUUUUAUGGCUUCUUCAAGAACAAGCGAAUAGUUUUGUUUGACACUCUACUAGAAGAGUACUCUGUACUAAACAAAGACAUCCAGGAAGAUUCUGGCAUGGAACCCCGCAGUGGUGAAGAAGGGGACAAUGAAGAAAUAAAACCUAAAGUUAAAAAUAAGAAACAAGGAUGUAAAAAUGAGGAGGUGCUUGCUGUACUAGGCCAUGAACUGGGGCAUUGGAAGUUGGGACACACAGUCAAAAAUAUCGUUAUUAGCCAGAUGAAUUCUUUCCUGUGUUUUUUCUUGUUUGCUGUAUUAAUUGGUCGAAAGGAGCUUUUUGCUGCAUUUGGUUUUUAUGACAGCCAACCCACUCUCAUUGGACUACUGAUCAUCUUCCAGUUUAUUUUCUUACCGUACAAUGAGGUUCUUUCUUUUUGCCUAACAGUUCUAAGCCGCAGAUUUGAGUUUCAAGCUGAUGCAUUUGCCAAGAAACUUGGGAAGGCUAAAGACUUAUAUUCUGCUUUAAUCAAACUUAACAAAGAUAACUUGGGAUUCCCUGUUUCUGACUGGUUGUUUUCAAUGUGGCAUUAUUCUCAUCCUCCGCUACUAGAGAGACUUCAAGCUUUGAAAAGUACAAAACAAGACUGAGACGCGCAGGGUCUGUGACUGAAGACAUUUCUAAUUAUUUCUGUCCUGGCAGCAUGUUCCAGCUCUUGAUGUUUUUAAACUUUUUUUUUAAAGAAAAAUUACUAAGUAUAUAAAAGCUCAGAUUUAAAUACAUUUAAUAUCUCAUUUCAAAAAUGAUUUUAAUAAUCCAUUUCUUAAACACUGGAUGAAAUUUUGAGGCUUAAUGUUUUUAAAGGCAUAGUUUUAUCUUAUCUUUGACAUCUAAUUUAGCAUCAACUUGUAAAAUUAUUUGAGAAAAUGCAGAAUUUGUUUUAUUUAUACACUUAUAUGAAAUCUGCAUAUAAGGUGUUUGAGGGUAUAUGUUUAAAAGAGGGAAUGUCACCUCUUAGUCCUUUCUGUGAGGCAGAAACAGUGGUCCAAAAUCAUUUUACUCAUACCUAAGUUGAAAUUUGUUUUUUACUUUCAUGCUGUUGUGAUGAACCUGGCCAAUCAGUGUUUUAAGAAGAAAGGUAAUAGUUGGUAAGGCUAAUGUUAUUUAAAUUAGUUAGAAAUAUGCUCUACUGUUCUAUCAAAAUUUUAAUUUCUCUGUUCCCUCUCUUACUACACAUUGAUCAGGAGUUUCUAAUAGUACUUUGAAAUUAGAAAUUAUGUAUAGGAUGUUUUAAAUCAUUGAGUUUUAUUUUUGUUUUUAAGAAAAAUCUCAGUCUUUAUCUUUCUUUCCACCUGGUAGGUGUGUUCCUAUUGUGGGGGUAAACUGUAGCUUUUUCUCAUUCAUUCAAUAAAUAACACAUCCUUUCAUUUAGCAGAGAUUGCCAUAUUGAACAGAUUUUUCUGUGUUAAAAGUGGCAGAACAGGAAAGAAGAAGAAAUGACAUUUUAAGAAACAUAAGGGUGAAAUACUGAUGAUUCUCCUAUGAUAAUUCAGGAAAAAAUAUAGUUUUCUAUCUCUUUCAAGGACAGAAGAGUUUCAGUUCUUAUUUUUGUAAUUUUUAUCGGUAAGUCAUAAGUACUAUUUAAUCAGGCCUGAUUCUACUUAUGAAAAUUAUAGUUCUUGAUAUGCAGAUAUUUACUUUUAAAACAAACGAUUUCCAAUUUUAAAACACGUAUGUUUGACUGAUCCAUGUCUCUGUUCACUUUCUGAAUGAGAACUUAUUUUGUGCCUAGAGUCCCACUCACUGAUAAUGUUUACCUUCUGGGCAUUUAUUCCAAAGUGGGAUCAACUGUGCACCUUUGGCCAUAAAGACUUUUUGCUCAGCUGACAUUUGGGUGAUGCCUUCACAUGGAAAUAUAAUAAAUAUAAAACUCUAGUUUAGUACUGCAUUAUUUAUUUUCCUAAGGCGAAAGAGGAACGGUCCUGUGACUUUUUUAUCCAGCAUUCUUUAUCUGUGACUUCAUGCUCUGAUAACUGCCUUUCCUUCCUUCUGUGCCUUUAAAUACAAAUUUCAGUUCUGCACAAGUGAAACAUUAAAAAUUGCCAAUGCAGAUUUA